GGAGCCUUUCCCCUAAAUUGGCGCGCCCGGGCGGCGCUGAAAUUCGGCUUGGAGGCUUUUGAACCCGGAAGCAGUUGGCGGCGCUCGGAAGCGGCCGCGGAUCGGGGAAUUCUGCUGGCGCUGCAGCUGCAGAAUGGUCGGCGGUGGCGGGAAGCGCAGGCCCGGCGGGGAGGGGCCGCAGUGUGAAAAAACAACUGAUGUGAAGAAAAGUAAAUUCUGUGAAGCUGAUGUCUCCAGUGACCUUCGAAAAGAAGUAGAAAAUCAUUAUAAGCUUUCUUUACCUGAAGAUUUCUAUCACUUCUGGAAGUUCUGUGAAGAACUUGAUCCUGAAAAGCCAUCUGAUUCACUUUCUGCAAGCCUUGGACUUCAAUUAGUUGGUCCUUAUGAUAUCCUUGCUGGAAAACAUAAAAUGAAGAAAAAAUCAACAGGCCUGAAUUUUAACCUUCACUGGAGGUUUUACUAUGAUCCUCCUGAGUUCCAGACCAUUAUUAUUGGAGAUAAUAAAACUCAGUACCACAUGGGGUAUUUCAGGGAUUCUCCUGAUGAAUUUCCUGUAUAUGUUGGUAUAAAUGAAGCAAAGAAAAAUUGUAUAAUUGUUCCAAAUGGAGAUAAUGUAUUUGCUGCAGUCAAAUUAUUUUUGACGAAAAAACUUAAAGAAAUAACGGAUAAAAAGAAAAUCAAUCUCUUGAAAAACAUAGAUGAAAAACUCACAGAAGCAGCCAGAGAAUUGGGGUAUUCGCUUGAACAGAGAACCAUGAAGAUGAAACAGAGAGAUAAGAAAGUUGUGACAAAGACCUUUCAUGGUGCAGGCUUGGUUGUUCCAGUAGAUAAAAAUGAUGUUGGGUACCGAGAGCUCCCUGAAACAGAUGCUGACCUCAAGAGAAUUUGCAAGACAAUAGUUGAGGCUGCAAGUGAUGAGGAGAGACUAAAAGCUUUUGCUCCCAUUCAGGAAAUGAUGACUUUUGUGCAGUUUGCUAAUGAUGAAUGUGAUUAUGGCAUGGGGCUUGAAUUGGGCAUGGAUCUCUUUUGCUAUGGCUCACAUUAUUUUCAUAAAGUUGCUGGCCAGCUUUUACCUCUUGCAUAUAAUCUGUUGAAGAGGAAUCUGUUUGCAGAAAUUAUUGAGGAGCAUCUGGCAAACAGAAGUAAAGAGAACAUAGACCAACUUGCUGCAUGAGUAAGGUGGCUUUGAUUGGUGUACAGUAUUUCAAAGGACUAGUAUUAAACUUGUGAUUUUUGUUUUGUUUUUAAGGAAUACAAAAAAUAAACAUUUACUAAAAACGUU
Molecule: messenger RNA, 1282 nt
Organism: Pan troglodytes (chimpanzee)
Lineage: Eukaryota; Metazoa; Chordata; Mammalia; Primates; Hominidae
Gene: HPF1
Product: histone PARylation factor 1
Exons: 8
Coding region: 134-1174 (346 amino acids)
Biological process (GO): regulation of protein ADP-ribosylation; DNA damage response
Cellular component (GO): nucleus
Molecular function (GO): histone binding; poly-ADP-D-ribose binding
Source: RefSeq, a predicted model, not a curated record